AGUUUACACCUGAAGGAGGAAAAAACCAAACCAGAUGCCAAUGGUGCUGUGGUCAAGGCAGAUGACAACGUGGAGAAGACGGAGGAUGAGGAGAAGGAGGACAGAGCCGCCCAGUCCUUGCUGAACAAGCUCAUCCGCAGUAACUUGGUGGACACGACAAAUCAAGUGGAGGUGCUGCAGAGGGAUCCCACAUCGCCUCUCUACUCCGUGAAGUCUUUUGAGGAGCUGCGACUGAAACCGCAGCUCCUGCAAGGCGUCUACGCCAUGGGCUUCAACAGACCAUCCAAGAUACAGGAGAACGCCCUGCCCAUGAUGCUUGCUGAAAUUGACACUCCCUUUCUCCCCCAGAACUUGAUCGCACAAUCUCAGUCCGGUACUGGCAAGACGGCUGCCUUUGUCCUGGCCAUGCUCAGUCGCGUUGAACCUGGGAACAAGUAUCCACAGUGUCUGUGCCUUUCCCCAACGUACGAGCUGGCGCUUCAAACGGGAAAAGUGAUUGAACAGAUGGGAAAGUUUUAUCCGGAGCUGAAACUUGCGUACGCUGUCCGAGGCAAUAAAUUGGAGAGAGGUCAGAAGAUCUCGGAGCAGAUUGUAAUCGGCACACCCGGCACUGUGCUGGACUGGUGUUCCAAACUGAAAUUCAUAGAUCCCAAGAAAAUCAAAGUGUUUGUCUUGGAUGAGGCUGACGUGAUGAUCGCAACCCAGGGCCAUCAAGACCAGAGCAUCCGCAUUCAGAGAAUGCUCCCCCGGGACUGCCAGAUGCUUCUGUUCUCGGCCACUUUUGAGGAUUCCGUGUGGAAAUUUGCUCAAAAAGUUGUUCCUGACCCAAACAUUAUCAAACUGAAGCGAGAGGAGGAGACGCUGGACACUAUUAAGCAGUAUUACGUUCUGUGCAAUAACCGAGACGAGAAGUUCCAGGCGCUCUGUAAUAUCUACGGCGCUAUCACCAUUGCCCAGGCCAUGAUCUUCUGCCACACUCGGAAGACGGCGGGCUGGCUGGCGGCGGAGCUCUCGAAGGAAGGCCAUCAGGUGGCAUUGCUCAGCGGGGAAAUGAUGGUGGAGCAGAGAGCGGCGGUGAUCGAGCGCUUCCGAGAGGGCAAAGAAAAGGUGCUGGUGACCACUAACGUCUGUGCCAGAGGGAUCGAUGUUGAGCAAGUCUCUGUUGUUAUCAAUUUUGAUCUUCCUGUGGAUAAAGAUGGAAAUCCAGAUAACGAGACGUAUCUGCACCGGAUUGGACGUACGGGUCGCUUUGGGAAGCGAGGACUGGCUAUUAACAUGGUGGACAGCAAGCACAGCAUGAAUAUCCUCAACAGAAUCCAGGAACAUUUCAACAAAAAGAUAAACAAAUUGGAUACUGACGACUUGGAUGAAAUAGAGAAGAUAACAAACUGAAGUACAGCUGCUGGAACUGGUGUGUACCCUGCUGUGGAAGCUCUCCCACUACAAUUGGAUCAGCGUUCAGAUUGGCACGCCUCUCAGCUAGUCCCGAAAAGGACUCUUUAUGAUAUGAGUAUACAAAAAUUACCUCAUUUUAAAAAUUGUAGUUGGACUUCAAAAAUUGUGCAACUAUGGGGAAGAGGAGGAAAUGUUUACAGAAGCUUUUAACAUUUCUUAGUUUAGCCUUAAAAAAAAAAACGGGAAGAUCUUAUGAAUUCUAAGAAAUACACUUGCCAAAAAAAAUAGGCAAUAUGUAAUUAUCUAAAACAAAUUGAAAAAAAAAGAAAAAAACUUUAUUGCCUUUAGUUGGAAUAAAGUUCAGCAUUAGCCUGAUCAGUUAAAAUUCAACAGUUAAAUAUAUAAUGGACAUAAGGAAA
Molecule: messenger RNA, 1814 nt
Organism: Pterocles gutturalis (yellow-throated sandgrouse)
Lineage: Eukaryota; Metazoa; Chordata; Aves; Pterocliformes; Pteroclidae
Product: ATP-dependent RNA helicase DDX19A
Exons: 11
Coding region: 265-1392 (375 amino acids)
Biological process (GO): poly(A)+ mRNA export from nucleus
Cellular component (GO): nucleus; cytoplasmic stress granule
Molecular function (GO): RNA binding; RNA helicase activity; ATP binding
Source: RefSeq, a predicted model, not a curated record